Molecule: messenger RNA, 3111 nt
Organism: Nematolebias whitei (Rio pearlfish)
Lineage: Eukaryota; Metazoa; Chordata; Actinopteri; Cyprinodontiformes; Rivulidae
Gene: brinp1
Product: bone morphogenetic protein/retinoic acid inducible neural-specific 1
Exons: 5
Coding region: 1-1860 (619 amino acids)
Biological process (GO): negative regulation of mitotic cell cycle; positive regulation of neuron differentiation
Source: RefSeq, a predicted model, not a curated record
AUGGCUCCACUCACCUCUCCAUCCACCGGUGUCAGCUACUCCCAUCUCAGUGAGAAAGUUGCUGAACUGGAACAACGGAUAACCACUCUACAAAGGAUCUGUGAAGCAGAAAUGCAAAAGGACACCAUCAUCAUCAUCAUCAUCCAUUCUUCAGUGACAGAGACACGAACAGGGCCUCUGGGAUGUAGUAGCUAUGACAAUCUGGACUCAGUCAGCUCGAUCCUCCUGCAGAGCCCCGAGAGCAAGCUUCAUCUGCAAGGCCUUCAAGUGAUAUUCCCAGAAUACCUGCAGGAGAAAUUUGUCCAGUCAGCUCUGAGCUACAUUAUGUGCAACGGAGAAGGGGAGUAUGCGUGCCAUAACAACCAGUGCAUUUGCCAAUGUGCCGACGACUAUCCCCAGUGCAACUGUCCGAUCACAGACAUCCAGAUUAUAGAGAAUACUCUGUUGGUGAUGUCAGAGUCCUGGGCAGCCUCUUAUAAAGACUUUGAAAACUCUGAUGAAUUCAAGUCGUUCCUGAAGAGGCUCCCCUCAACCCAUUUCCUACCCAUCAGCAGUGUUCAUCUUCUGUGGGGCAGUGACUGGGACCUGCAGGCCCGCUACAGACUCCUUCAGAGCUCCCUAGAGAUCCAGCGGCUCAAGAUCCAGCGCACCGCCCGCAAGCUCUUUAGCCUCAGCAUCCGUUGUCACCACAAUCCCAGCCACCAGACAUCUAGGGAGAGAUCUGUCAUGCAGUGGCUCAACAGGGUUCAGUCUUUCCUGUACUGCAACGAGAAUGGAUUUUGGGGCACCUUUCUGGAAAGCCAAAGGACAUGCGUGUGCCACACAGGCGUCACUCUGUGCCAGCGACCCAUUCCAUGUGUCAUAGGUGGCAACAACAGCUGUGCCAUGUGCAGCCUGGCCAACAUCUCACAGUGUGGCUCCUGUAACAAGGGCUACAAGUUGUACCGUGGUCGUUGUGAGCCCCAGAAUGUGGACUCAGAACGUAGCGAGCAGUUUAUUAGCUUUGAAACCGAUUUGGACUUUCAGGACUUGGAGCUGAAGUACUUAUUAGAGAACAUGGAUUCACGAUUGUACAUUCACACCACUUUCAUUAGUAAUGAAAUCCGACUGGAGACAUUCUUUGACCCACGAUGGCGCAAGCGCAUGUCUCUGACUCUGAAAAGUAAUAAAAACCGGAUGGACUACCUCCACAUGAUAAUCGGCCUGUCGAUGAAGAUCUGUCAGAUGCGAAAUAGCAGUAUUGAUCCUAUGUUUUUUGUUUAUGUCAACCCAUUCAGCGGCAGCCAUUCCGAAGGCUGGAGCAUGCCCUUUGGUGAACAUGGAUAUCCGCGUUGGAAAAAAGUACGACUUCAAAACUCCCAGUGCUUCAACUGGACUCUGCUGUUGGGCAACAGGUGGAAGACCUUCUUUGAGACGGUGCACAUUUACCUGCGCAGUCGUGCUAAGAUUCCAACCGGCCUCCGCAAUGAUACAGGACAGGGUCCGGUGGAUCUUGCAGACCCUAACAAGCGGCAGAUCUACAUAAAAAUCUCUGACAUCCAGGUGUUUGGUUACAGCCUGCGCUUUAAUGCUGACCUGCUGCGUAGUGCCGUUCAGCAGGUUAACCAGUCGUACACACAAGGAACCCAGUUCUACUCAUCCUCAUCUGUUAUGCUCCUGCUACUGGACAUUAGGGAUCGGAUUAACCGUUUAGCACCACCUUCUGCACCUGGCAAACCCCAGCUGGACCUUUUCUCUUGUAUGUUAAAGCAUAGGCUGAAGCUCAACAAUAGCGAGAUGAUUCGAGUGAACCAUGCGCUGGACAUGUACAGCACAGAGAUACUAAAACAAUCAGAUCACCUGACUGCUAAACUCUGUUGAGCAUACGAUUAACACAAGGACAAGAGAUUUAAGAGAAACAUCCAACAAACUGAGGGAAUGUUAAUUUGUAUUUGUUUUACCCUUUUCGUUUUUUUUUUUUGGACCUUUUCUGCCUUUUGAUGUAACAUUAACUUUGUAAGUAUAAUUCUUAAAAAAAAUAAAUAAAUAAAGAGCAAACAGCAUUGAUGAAAAGCUGUUGUGGCAGAUAAAGAUGAGCGGAAACAUUACAAGAACUGUAUCAUAUGUGUCCCAGCAUGUCUGUAAUUCCCUUAAAGAACUUAAAAGAGAGAGUGGAAAAAAAAAAUAUAUAUAUAUUAAAUCUGUGUACUGGUGAACAGGAGGCCUUGAUUAUUAUUUAAGGGAUCAAAGGUUAUUAUAUCUGAAACUGCCAUUCUUUAUCAAGGAAAAAAAAAAGAAAAAGACAUUUUUAAAGGAACAAUGAAAAAUAUAAGGGCAGACCAGAUAUUUUAAUUCACUGAACGUGAAGAAUAUUUCGACAUUAUGACAGUUUAGUAUUAAAAUGUUUAUACAUUGUAAGGAAUAGCUAGGACUAGUGAAUAAGUAGUCACUACAUUACUUAUAAACUCUUUAUUAUGUUUCAGACCCACAGUUAAUCUGCAUUGCUCUCUGUGAGUAAUUCUGCACUCUGUCAUUGUUCUGACACAUAAGGCACACAGCAGGGCAGUAAUGGAUAUUCAUGUCAAACAACAAAAGCCAGCUGUUUAUAUACACAUAAAUGUGAAUGAAUGUAUAAGUGUGAGAGGGCAUGUCUGUUUUUCAUUUUCUUUCUUUUUUUCCAAUUCGGCUUAAUGCUUAGUGCUGUUUGUUCAUUGAAUGUGUCACUUGAGAUUGAUCCCUGUCUUUGCUAAAGUUUGCAUUUGGUGUGUUUUUCCCCUGUGUUUGAAAUGCCAGCUGUUUCUUUAUUUCGUCUAUUUUUUUUUCUUUCACAAGGCAGUACCUCCUGGUGCGUGAAUGCAAUGUAGUGGUCUGAAGAUUUACCAAUCAAUGCUAUUUUGUACAGCUUUGCAAAAUGUACACGUUGUGACUGCUGAUUUGUGGAGCUUUUAAGCACCAAGAGCAAAGUGUAAAGCAUUCAUCGUUCAGGCACAUUUGCAAGACAACUUAAAGCCAUACACUUCUCUGAGGUAUAGACAUACAGUAACCCAUAAAGUUCAUUCCGACUUGUUCCAUUCAUAUGCCUUUGUUUCAUUCUCUCAAAUGAUUUCAGAUAAGAGCACAGCAAAAAAAAAA